This is a messenger RNA of Durusdinium trenchii, 1021 nucleotides long. NCBI's taxonomy places the organism in Eukaryota, Dinophyceae, Suessiales, Symbiodiniaceae. The record is from the annotation of a GenBank genome assembly.
CUGAGAAGGUGCGACUGGGGUGAGUUUGGAGGGUCCAGUCAUACCUUCUGAGGAGGUACGACUGGAGGUAUAAUGGGAUAAUGAAAGCAUCCAGCAUCAAGCAGACCCUAGGCCCUAAGUCGGCCCAUAGUCUGACCUCCCAUGAUCAGAUAAAAAUCCGAAAUGGCCGGCGCUUCGCUUCACCCUCCUUUUCUUCUUCUUUGGUCCCGGAAUCGCCGCCGUUGAAGUCUUUGGAAAGGCCAUGGCGCAGUCCCUGCCAGGAGCGUCUUCCAUUCUGGAAGCCCCUGGCCGAAGCCCUGACCAGCUUUGCGCCGAUGGGCUCCAGAUCGAACGAGGCCGCCAAGGCCUCACGGCCGGCGUUGGGUGGGUCCCGCAUGGCGCCGGGAUGAGGCAAGAACGUUUGAUUUGCCUCAUCUAACUUGGAUCCCUUGGCUCAAGGCAAUGAGGUAGUUUUCCAGGAUCGAACCAUAAAGGCUUCCAAUGCUCUUGAGCACAUGGAGGCAUUCCGUGCAACACUUGAAUUGGUAAGAAUCUCUGCUUACACCAAGCACUUGUGGCAAACGAUUCCAGCUACCAUUGAUGCAAAAUGAUGCAAAGAAGCAAUGCCCCUCAAACAGAUUCAAGAAUGUAUCCAUUUGCCAGUGAGUCUGAACAAUCAAUUCUUGAAUCGUCGUUUGAAAGGGGUGCCUCAAACCGAGGCUGCUAUGGGCAAAAGGCUAUCAAAAGCACACAGGAGGAAAUUGGGACAUUCAACAGAUUUCACGGUAAAGUAGCUUUUUUGCUUCACCUCACCAAUCUUCACAUUGAUCCUAAAAGUAACCCACAGCUCCAUCAUGCUCCAUCCCCACAGCUCCAAGGACAAAAGCCUUGACCGAGCCAUAUAUUUUCAUUUCGGGGACAGCAUCGUCCCAGCGAUGUCUUGAACAAGGCCGGGCAUUCCCCGUGCCAAAGGCAGGCAAGUGCUAUAGUUGGAACAACAGCACUUGCAGAGCAUCUCAGCAUGUUCGACCAAGGACGAGCU